Molecule: messenger RNA, 2457 nt
Organism: Alligator sinensis (Chinese alligator)
Lineage: Eukaryota; Metazoa; Chordata; Crocodylia; Alligatoridae
Gene: SWI5
Product: SWI5 homologous recombination repair protein
Exons: 5
Coding region: 796-1215 (139 amino acids)
Biological process (GO): double-strand break repair via homologous recombination
Cellular component (GO): Swi5-Swi2 complex; Swi5-Sfr1 complex
Source: RefSeq, a predicted model, not a curated record
CCAUGUCUUUUUAGAUUCACUGAACAAAACCUGGUUUUCUUGAGUGCCUUGACAGCACCUCAGCACUUCACUGGGGGUCAUGUCUACACCUGAGAUUAUAUAACCACACCUAAGUGAAGGUUUUUAGCCAGAGCUAAAACCAAUCUACAGUGCUGUGAAAUAGAAGAGACACAGGACCAGGAAUGGCAAACAGACUGCAGCAUUGCAGAAGAAAGCAUAGGUUGCACAGUGGAACAUCAAGACCAUUAAAAAGGUCAUUCACACCUAUGGGAUGAAGAGACAUUAGCAGGAAACAGGUAGAUGAUCAUGAGCGCUGAAGUCAAUUAACUCUGCUGCCUGAACCAAAAUGCCACUGCCCCUCCCAGGCAGGUGGUGUUACAGUUCGGGUAGAGCAGAAAUCAAAGGGAACUGCCCCCCACCAGAUCCGCCCCUGAAUUCAGCCCAUUGCUUCUAUCCUGUGCUUAUUCCAGGACCCCAAACGCAAGUGACAGGGAAGGAGCAAGCUCGAGCCUCCCCCUUCUUCCAGAGGAGAAUCCAGGCUCUGGCAGCGGUUCACAAGGCCAACAUACCUGCCAGCCCCUAGACAGGCUGCAAGAAACCCUCCGCGCCCCGCCCUGCCAGCCCCAGGCAAGGUCAAGAAACUACAAGCCCCAGCGGGCCGAGCGGCGCCAGGCCUCCACAGCCUACAAGUCCCUGCAAUCGGCUCCCCCGGCGACGAGCCACCAGCUCCCGGCAUUCAAAGCGGCGUCAAGCCGCCACCAACUACAAGUCCCAUCAGCCCCUACAGCUCCCAGCAUGCAAAGCGGCGGGGAGACCGCGCGGGCCGCCCUGGAUCCCCGCGGGCCCGGGGAGCGCGGCGCGGCGCUGCGGCCAUUCAUGCGCCGGGCCCCUCUCGGGCGCCAGGACCACUGCCACGCGGGCUUCCGAUCACCGAUUCAGUCUCCAAGGUCCUCUCCAUCAGUUGGAAUCAACAAGGAAACCCUACAGGGUGAAAUUAAAGAGCUGAAAGAGAAGGACCUCGCUCUGGACCAGGAAAUUGCACAGUUAUUGGCUGAAGGCUACAGCCUGGAUGAAUUGGAGAAACACAUCUCUCUGCUCCAUGAAUACAAUGAUAUUAAAGAUGCUGGACAGAUGCUGCUGGGCAAGCUGGCUGUGAUCCGAGGACUUACCACAAAGGACCUCUAUCCUGAAUUUGAUCUAGAACUCAGUGACUAGCAUUGAUAUGGAGGACUACAGUUUCCUUUAGCUAUUGGACCUUUGUACAUAGGUGACUGAUGCAUUCGGAACCUGUAUACCAGGGCAAUAAAUAUGUAGACUUUCAAGGGUGCUGUCUACUGCCUUAGAUCUGUAAAUAACUAAAUUCUAGAACACAAAAGCUAUUGAAUUAAUUGCCUGUUUUCAGGGAAGGAGCAUCCUUCUCUUCUGGAAUGAGGAUGUUUUGGGUGACGUCAGUUUUUGACUUCUCUUCUUGGUGAGAGUUUAAAAAAAAACAAACAACUUACAGAAGAUUGUAAUUCAGAGUUCAUGUUUAACCCCUUUCCCAGCUGGCCCUCACAUCUGGACAAUGUGACAAGGGUUACUGGGAGGGUGGAAUGAGACAGCAGUUGUUGGUAAGUGGGCAGAUGAAAGGCCAGAAGGACUGGGGGAACAUGCAGUGUGACAGGUUAAAAAAACACUAAGUAAGAAAGGACCUGCUGAGAGUAAAGUGCUUGUAGGCCUCACCCUCAUGUUGUGGGUGUUCAGCCUCUUAAGUGUCCCACUGGACUGGGUUCUAGAAGGCGGUUAUGGUUGUGCAUUAUUUGUAAUAUUAAAUAAAUGGAAAAGCCUGAACUUGUGUUAAGGUAUCUAAUUUGAAUAAGUUGGCUCUUGUUUCUCAGCCACUCCCUUUACCAGCCUGUAGAGAUGCUAAGGAGAAUGCUAUCAUGUUCCCUGGUAGUGAACUAACUUGUAGACAGACACUUCCCGAGAGGCAGCAAUGCGGUCAGUAUUAGCACCAAUGCUGCCAGCUGCAGGCAACAGUGGACACAAGGAGAGACCCUCUCCUGAUUUCCAGGUGCCUGGUUGCAGCUAACUUCAGCAGCAUCUUGAGAUGAGCAAAACUUGUAGCAGAGAAUAGUAAGGCUGCAAAGUAGGGCAUUAGAGUUGAUAACCUUACAUUGUGGCAUUUUUUUUCUGUUACCUUGAUGCUUUCCUCUUCUGCCUAUGCAUUCUGCUAGGGACCUAAACUCCAUGGAUGGAGUCCUGCAGAAAAGUCAUGUGAUCCAGGGAUCCCGGUUUUCUCUGAUAAAACCCCCAAAACUCUCUGAUUAAAAUCCCUGUUUUUCCAUGAUUAAACUGAAAUGCUAUUCUAUAUAGGUAUCAGUUGACUACAGUGUUUUAUUGAUAAAUUUACAGUUCUAAAGCAAUUUGGAAGCCUACUGGUGCCUUAAUCAUUAUAAAAAUGUUUACAUACCUGUA